CUUUGUUCAGAUUCGCCAUUUUGCGAGGCAGCGGCAGUGGCGGCGGCGGCGGCGGCUGGAGCCUCUGAUUGGGUUUCGGGGUCCGGUACUGGAGCCAAUCAGCGCGGGCAGCGAACCGGGGGAGCGAGGCACGGAAUCCCUACCUGGCAGCUGCCUGGGAUCUAUAGAGUGAAGCUUCAGGACUCUUAACGUGCCUGGGCCAUGGAGCAGUACACGACAAACAGCAAUAGUUCCACAGAGCAGAUCGUGGUGCAGGCCGGCCAGAUUCAGCAGCAGCAGCAGGGUGGUGUCACUGCUGUCCAGCUGCAGACUGAGGCCCAGGUGGCAUCCGCCUCAGGCCAGCAAGUCCAGACCCUCCAGGUAGUCCAGGGGCAGCCAUUAAUGGUGCAAGUCAGUGGAGGCCAGCUUAUUACAUCAACUGGGCAACCCAUCAUGGUGCAGGCUGUACCUGGUGGACAAGGCCAAACCAUCAUGCAAGUACCUGUGUCUGGAACACAGGGUUUACAGCAAAUACAGUUGGUGCCUCCUGGACAGAUCCAGAUCCAGGGUGGGCAGGCUGUGCAGGUGCAAGGUCAGCAGGGUCAAACCCAGCAGAUCAUCAUUCAGCAGCCACAGACUGCAGUCACCGCUGGUCAAACUCAGACACAACAACAGAUUGCUGUCCAGGGACAACAAGUGGCCCAGACUGCCGAAGGACAGACUAUUGUCUACCAGCCAGUUAAUGCCGAUGGCACAAUUCUCCAGCAAGUUACAGUCCCUGUUUCAGGCAUGAUCACUAUCCCAGCAGCCAGUUUGGCAGGGGCACAGAUCGUUCAGACAGGAGCCAACACCAACACAACCAGCAGUGGACAAGGGACUGUCACUGUGACACUGCCAGUGGCCGGGAAUGUAGUCAACUCAGGAGGAAUGGUCAUGAUGGUACCAGGAGCUGGCUCUGUGCCUGCUAUCCAAAGAAUCCCUUUACCUGGAGCAGAGAUGCUGGAAGAAGAGCCCCUGUAUGUGAAUGCCAAACAGUAUCACCGCAUCCUUAAGAGGAGACAAGCACGGGCUAAGCUAGAGGCAGAAGGGAAAAUUCCAAAGGAAAGAAGGAAAUACCUCCAUGAGUCUCGGCAUCGGCACGCCAUGGCACGGAAGCGAGGGGAAGGGGGGCGCUUCUUCUCUCCAAAGGAAAAGGACAGCCCUCACAUGCAGGAUCCAAACCAAGCUGACGAAGAAGCCAUGACACAGAUCAUCCGAGUUUCCUAACCACGGGAAGGUGGCAGAGCUGAUCAGUCACGGUCCUCUCCACUGCUCUGGGAAUGGACUGACUUCCAGUGGGGCACUGACAGUGUCACUCUGCCCUUUCUUAGGACAGAAACUACUUAGCUCAGUAUUACAGCUGCAGUGAUGGCUGACGAACUGAAGUGGCAAGCUUUUGUCUCACCCUUUUAUUGAGGACCUGUUUCAGACUGUUGGACACUGACCUUUUGCAAAUUUGAAUGAUAAAAAGAGGUAUUUGCCAGCCCAGCAUUACAAACACAGCACUUACGUUGAGUGGUAAAGCCAGCCAGUCAGGCCUUGCAGUAGGGGAGAGCAGCCUUCUCACCCUGGUCCUCAGUCAAGGCAGCCACAGCCCCUGCCUCCCUGUGGCAUCUCAACAGCACCCAUCCCCUGGCGGGAUGGCGGGCUACCUAAUGCAUAGACACUUUGCACUCAGGUAGCUCCCAAGCAAAGAAACUUCCUGUUAGAACUUGGAGCAACAAACUGAGCUGCAGUCUCCUGACCCAUGCUGAUAAGACUCUGUCUGCCCACAUGCUAGGUUGGUAUUUUUUUACUUCAGCCAAGAAAGUACAAAAAGGAUAUUUUGGACUCAGGAUAAAAGGAUAGAUGGAUCUAAAUGGUACAAAUCUAGCUUUGACUGUUGUCUGCUCAUUUUUGUUAACGGCCAUCUGAUCUGAGUCAUAGUUCAUACUGUGGCCACUUACUUUAGUGACAGUUUAGAGGGUAAAGAACAAAGCUUCACAACAACUGUGCUGAAGUGUUGAGGAUGUUCACGAUUGUUCUUCAACAGAAGCAAACCUAAGACAUUUAAUCAUGGGCUUCAUGACAGCAAGUAGCAAAUGGAAGGAUCUGUGCAUUUCAAUCUAGAGAGCAAGGGUCCUGCUGGCCCAAGUGCUGCUUGAGAGCAUGAUUCUCUAGUGGAUGGAUACCAGGCAUGGCUCUUAGGCUGAAGAAACCAAGCCACAUUCACUCUGACACCUUCUGCCGUGCACUAACAGAGAAUCCUUAUAUUGCCUGAAGAAGCACUGUUGAGCCAGCUGUCCUGAAUGCAGACUGGAGCACUGCUGGAGCACUACUGGAGUGCAGAGGAGAGGAGAGCCAUGUGCUACACCCCUGCCUGGGUGCUGACCCGGAGGGUGAAUGUUCUUCCCGUGGCAGCUGAUUCUUUGGUGCCAGUUUCCACUUGUUUUCUCCUUUCUCUGUAGGCCUUGCAGCAAAGUUUGCUCGCUACGUCAGUGCUGUAGGGACCAACUGCAGCCUGCAAGGAUUCCUGCAGGGUCAGGAAUUGGGCCUCAGAAAUGUGUUUUCUGGACAAGCACUCUACCACUGAGCCACACACACACAUGCCCCAGCCCUGGCCCCGGCCCCAGCCCCAGCACCAGCCCUGUAGAUGCUGAGGCCUAGAAGAAAAGACCAACGUUGAUAUAACAGAAGAGUUGGCUGCCUUCUCUGCAGUCAAAGUCAAACGCAGUCAUUCCAAAGACUAAGAUACCUGUAGAGUCUAGAGACUGGCUCUUUGACUUUGUUCUGUGUUAAAGAUAGGAAAGACUAACCUUCUAAAGAAAUAUCAUGGGAGACCAGUUGAAUUGGAGAAGCAUGAAGUAAGCCAUCUCUUCCUACCCCCAGGAAUCUUGCCAUUUCUCCUGGCUUCCAGAGGUCAGAGGGGGCUGAUCCUUUUUUAGUAAACCCACUACAAACUUGUAGCUCUUCACAUAAGCUUCCAGAUGUUACUGAAAGCUGUGAGGAUCUCCACCUGUGAGGGGGAGAGGAUUCUAAGGGGAGGAUUCAGGGAUUCCUCAGACCUAACUGUAGUGCUCCAGCCAGCAAUUGGAGAACGCUAUUUAUGUGUGUCUGUAAGUUUGUACAUAACCCUAACCUCAUAUUGUUGCUGCGUUUCAUUUUGAGGAGGGCAAGUUUGAGUUUUCUUUUCUUUGAUGCAGAUGCUUGGGUUUCCAGUUUGUGGCUGCACUGCAGUUGGCCCCCGGCCCUGUCUUGUGUGGUCAUUCUAAUUCUGGCCCAGCAUAAGAAUAGCCCACAGAGGCCAGAGGGGCUCACUUGGGUUGAUUUUUGUUUGUUUGUUUGUUUGUUUAACUUAGUUCUUUUUACUUGUUCUUGUGAUUGUAGUGAUGGCUUCAAAGGUACAGAGUAAGUGGAGCAGUGGGCUGCUGGUCUAUGGGCACUCUACUUCCUGUUGCAAGAUAACUGUAAAUGUAUAUAUUUUAAUUGCACUGGUAAUGGGACAUGCCAGUGUCUAGACCACUGCACCAACAGCCUCUCCUGGCUACAGGGUGCCUGAUAAUAAUGUCUUGAUUUUCCUUUGGGACUCAACUAUGUAGGUCUCCCCCCCUUCCCCCUUCCCCACCCCUCCAGUAGGGGAGUACAGGUGAUCACUGAUGUCAUUGCAAUUGCUUUUCUUUUUUAAUAAAUUUAUAAAAAUACUAAAAAAUG
This is a messenger RNA of Mastomys coucha (southern multimammate mouse), 3708 nucleotides long. It is a transcript of the gene Nfya, whose product is annotated as nuclear transcription factor Y subunit alpha. The coding region runs from base 202 to 1245 and encodes 347 amino acids. The record is from RefSeq and is a predicted model, not a curated record. Gene Ontology annotation, cellular component: CCAAT-binding factor complex. The transcript has 10 exons. Lineage: Eukaryota; Metazoa; Chordata; Mammalia; Rodentia; Muridae. Gene Ontology annotation, biological process: regulation of transcription by RNA polymerase II. Gene Ontology annotation, molecular function: RNA polymerase II cis-regulatory region sequence-specific DNA binding; DNA-binding transcription factor activity, RNA polymerase II-specific.